AAGGAAAGAGACAAGCACAUCACAACAUACAAAAUGAUGGAACGCAUGAAUGUCACAGAGAGCUUCCAUGGAAUUGUUUUCCCUGGGCAUCUCCAUACUGAGAAGUCCUUACGCUUUGCCGAAGACUUCCACUUUGAGGACACUGAUAUUGUCAUCGCCACUUACCCUAAGUCAGGUACUACAUGGAUGCAGGAAAUCGUGACACUCAUCAGCAGUAAUGGGGACCCAUUUCCAGCACAAACCAUCCCAAACUGGGCCAGAGCACCAUGGCUGGAACAGUUUUACAGUAAAGAUGUACUGAAGGACAGACAGGGGAUCCGUAUUCUUACAACUCAUUUACCUUAUGAUAUACUGGCCAGUGCGCUGAAGAAAUCCAAGGCCAGGGUGAUUUAUAUUGCAAGAAAUCCAAAGGAUGUUGUUGUAUCAUUUUAUCACUUCCACAGAAUGGCAAACUUCUUGCCUGAUCCAGGGACCUUUGAUGAAUUUUUGGAAAAGUUCUUGCUUGGAACAGUACAUUUUGGUUCCUGGUUUGAACACAUUAAAGGAUGGCUGAGUCACAAAGAGGAGUUCAACUUUCUAUACAUCACUUAUGAAGAAAUGCAGCAGGAUCUAAGACAGUCAGUUGAACAUGUCUGCAAGUUCCUGGAUGUGCCACUGAGGCCAGAGGCUGUGGACAGUGUCCUGAAAUAUUGCAGCUUCUCAGCAAUGAGCAAAAAUGCGAUGGUGAACUACACUUUGAUUCCCACUGAAAUAAUGGAUCACCAGAAGGGCAAGUUUAUGAGGAAAGGUAAAACUGGAGACUGGAAAGAAUACUUCAGCGAUAAGCAGCUCUCCCUCUUUCAGAACAUUUUUGAGUAUGAAAUGCAAGGCCUAAGCAAAGACCUCCUCAUUCAUUUGAACUGAAGAUACUUUUCUCAACGAACUAUCGAAACUAGCGUAUCUGACUUUCUUGUAACCACUUUGUAAUACAACAAAACAUGCCAAGUGUGUUAUAAGAUCAGUUGAUUUUAUUUGUGCAGAGAUAGAACUCUUAUGGUGCAGGAAAUAAGAUUUUAUUGCAUUUUACAGUAGCAACCUAGUGUGGAUACUAGAAACAAACUGAAGUCCAUCUGAGCAUAAAUUGCUACUGGACCAAGAUGACAAAGAAAAGUAUAAAGAGGCACAUAACAGAUUUGUAGAGAGAACUAUGGAAAAUGCAUCCGUAUAUCAAAAUACAUACUAUAAAAUACACUUUAUGUGCUACCAUCAAGCUUGGAGAUUAGUACCCUUUGUUGAAUUAGCUGGAAAAAGUUGUUCUACCAUGGCAAUAACAAACCUAGCAUUCUUCGGGUAAAGUCCUGAAAUUGAUGGCCCUCGCUGAAGAGAUUUAUCCACCUAGUUCAUAAAGAGUGCACUGGAAAGAUUUUUGCAUGCUAUCAAUUACACAUACAUGUGGUUCAUUUUCCUUUAAUAAACAUAUCAGGUGCAUCUGAUAUUUAUGUUAGAACUGUUCCUCAGUUUUAGAAAUAAUGCAGUUGUGAUGCAUUUAAUUACAUGCAAGCAUGGACUGGUUUUAGUAUGUUUUUUAUCUGGGAAGCAAAUAACAUUUGGAUUUACUGUGCUACAGUAAAAUAUCUUUGCCUUAUCCUGUUAUGUCUGAAGCUGGCACUUUACUGUAACAAGGCAUCUUAACUAUGCAGUAUAUAUAUGCUAGACACAAGCUGUGGGACUAAGCUUGAAGUAAUCUGCUAGUCUGCAAAGAUGGCACAAGUUUUAUAACGUUCAUUUUCCCUUGUGCUGCUUAAAUUCUGUAAGCCAAAAAUUAGAAACAUCAAGAGAAAAAUAUAGUUCUUAUCUUACCCACAAGCACAGUCGGCUCUCUACUAAAGGUAAUUUUACCAUAUUCUUACAACAAUGGAGGUAUAGCAUUUCCUUGUAUGCAUACAAUUUAACUUAUUACACAUUCUGCACAUAUCUCUACUCUCUGCACUAUUUAUGAUGUUUGCCUGUUUUGCAAUUGCUCAAAACAUGUCCAACACUACAGACAUUCAGUUAGCCAAAGGCAUUCUAGCUUUUAGCAACGACUACUGCUCUGGCCUGACAAUCAUUAUGGAGGAAAACUCUUUUUCCUCCAGGUACAUGUAUCAUUUGUCACUUCCUGAGUGAUAUUCAUGUCUGAACUGUUAUUCUCAUUUUUCAAAAUCUCAUGUGUGAGAUAUCACAUCUUAGAUGCUUAUACAACUGCUUUAUGAUGUUUACUGUCCUCUGAUUAAAUGUUAUUACUGUUCUCACCAUGAAUCUUUUUUUUAAUAUUUUUAUAUGCAUUUCCCCAUCCACAGUGAGUAGCAUUGUUUCUUCGCUACAAGAGGUUAUCUGGUUUGAAUCUUGGCUAAGGUGCCUUCUGUGCAGAGUCUGCAUUGUCUUACCUGUACCUGUGAGGGUUUUCUUCAGAUACUCAAGUUUCCUCCCACCUCCCAAAGGCAUUCAGCAGUUAAACUGACAUUCACUCACUUGCCCAUAGGUGUGUGUAGUGUGCAUUUUGUGACAGACCAGCAUAAGGCUUAGAAUUGAUUUCAAUGCCUUGUACCCAGUAGCUGCCAGGAGUGCUUCUGAUGUCCCUAUGACCAUGUAAAGAAGAAAGUAAAUUAUCAGAAAUUGGAUGGAUGAAAGGAUUCCCCCUUUGUCAUCAUACUGAACAGGUUACUUACAAGUCACUAGUUUAACUCAAAUUACACUAUCUACCCUAAUCAUUUGUAUGAUGAUGCAACAAAUGGGCACCUCCUUGUCUUAGUGGAGGAACAUCACUUAGAGUCUCCACCUAUACAUUGUAGAAGAGGUUAUUCAAAUUUCUAAACACAAUCUGCAUACCUUCAUGAAGAGGGAUUCAUGGAUGGUGAUGGAGUCCACCAACAUCAGCAGUGGCAGACAAAAAUAAUCGAUCUACCACACAGAUCAAUUAACCACCAGAUAAAGUGAUUUUGCAGAGGACAAGCACCUCCUUCACCACGAAAGGGUGAAAAAAGUCCCUCACACACACUUAAAUGUGCUCACUCCAUGGAUACUCAGCCUCAGUUGGACAAAGUUUAAAUACUUUUGAAUGGGUAGCAGGUUUCUACACAAACUCAGAAAAAAUGAAGACGAACUUCAGUCAGAAUUCAGAAAAGUAAACUAAGACCAAAAAUCAAUAUACCCCUCACAGUAAAACCAAUAACUACCUCAAUAAAACCAAAAGAAUUAUAUUUUGAAGUUGUAUUUCAGCAAACUGCCUCAUAAAAAUACAGAUUUUCACAAAGAAAAACAAAAUUACAUAAAGAGAUUCAGUUAUACUAGGACCAGUGACACUGGAACCAAGAAACUGACAGAUUCCUGCACUGACCAUGCCAAAUGAGCUCAUGAGUAGCUGAUCUUUGGUGUAGUCUGUAAGAGGCUGAUUUAUAAAAAUUUGCCUAUAUGUAAAAUUUUCCAUACUGUCUUAACUUAUUCUGAGACAGAAAUACUAUAAAUUAGGGCUUAUGAUCAAGAAUAAGGUGCAUGACAUUGUGAAAAGCUUUUCUCCAGACAGUUGGCUAUAACUGCUAAUGAAUAAAUCUGUUUGUCAGUUUUACAGGUAGUGACUGGAAGGAAAAAUCUGUGAAAAGCAACUAUGCAGGCUUUGCUUACAGAUAACAGAUAUCACUACUUAGACAAGUACAGAUUAUCAAUGUCGCACCAUAAAGGCUGCAUUCAUCCCUCACUUUCAGAGUUUAAGGAUGGAUUAAAUGAGGGAUCCCAUGUACCCCAUCAAGACCUACUGUUUUUAUGUAGUACAUAUAUUUAAAAAUACUUUCACACAUUUCUUUUAUAUAACUGUGUCAUUUACUGGAUUUCAAAACUGCUCCUUCACAGAUCAGAAUUGCUGUUGCUAAUGUUGACAUGUAUACAUCACAACGUUGUUUUUGUGGCAUGGUGUAUUUUUGUAUUUGUUUUGAUAUUUGCCCUUAGGAAGUCAUUUUUGUAUAAGUAACGUAAGAAGUUCAGUAGAAAUUACAAUACUGACAUAUCAACUAAUUUGUUAAACUAUCAAAUUUAGGUAAUUAUAUGCUGUGAGGAUUUCAGCAGUCAGUUUUAGGAGCAUUCAACAUUCUAUUACAUUUAUAUUUUUAUUCAGAUUAAAAAAUACAGAAAAAAUGCCAAGUACCUUCAUGCACAACAGCGAAAAGAAGGUAACAUCUCAGACUGCACCGCCACCACUGAUGACCAUUAAUGGUUUAUUUUUUUAAAAUGCCUUUGUGCUUUAGGGGGUGCAUUUCCUUACCAUUUGCUGAGAUCACAAUGUCACUGGAGCUGUUUGCAAUUUUUGUCAUGAAAGAACUGGCAAUAUUAUAUUGGUAUAAUAUUUUCUUCCCAGCUCUAUGUAUGACCCUUUCAAAUGCUGCUAACUAAAGUACUACUAUAUGAAGUAGUUAUAUGGUACUCACCCCAUUAAAUAAGGUAUAACUGUGUUAAGCAGGAAUACAAGAUUGCUUAGCUGAAUACAGACUAAUUUUAACUGUAUAACUUUGGCAGCCAUUAAAGGAAGGUCUGUGAAAUAAAUAUGCACUUUGGUCACAAGAUAAUUUCUUUAUCAAGAUGAUUUUUACUUUUCUAACCAGAAAUAAUACUCUAGAAUGCACUGAUAUACCAUGUUUCUGCAUGUCAAUCCUAUUUAAAAGCUUAUAAAAACUGUUGAACUGUAUAAUAUACUGUACACCUAUUCAUUUGGAAAUCUUGAAGAAUGUUAUGCAUUUAUGAUCUAUAAUCUAACUGGCUUGCACAGGGGUGCAGUAGUUCAGGUUCUUGACACACAGUGUUAGUUUCUCUGUCUUGGGAUUCCUCACUCUGCAUUCAUGUAGGCCAUUCUUCAUGUGCACACACAGGUGCCCCAGUUUCCUCCCCCUUCCCCAUAGGCACUCUGCAGAUGGGCUAGUUGUUUGUCUUUCGGCUUUUUCCCAGUAAGGGGUCGCCACAGCGGAACUCCGGUCCGCUGAUUGGCAGUAGAUUUUUACGAAAUGCCGAGGUGCCAGCUCGACGCCCAACCUUCAA
Molecule: messenger RNA, 5040 nt
Organism: Protopterus annectens (West African lungfish)
Lineage: Eukaryota; Metazoa; Chordata; Ceratodontiformes; Protopteridae
Product: sulfotransferase 2B1-like
Exons: 6
Coding region: 34-903 (289 amino acids)
Biological process (GO): sulfation
Cellular component (GO): cytoplasm
Molecular function (GO): sulfotransferase activity
Source: RefSeq, a predicted model, not a curated record